This is a messenger RNA of Cylas formicarius (sweet potato weevil), 4025 nucleotides long. Its product is annotated as ankyrin repeat and BTB/POZ domain-containing protein 2. Gene Ontology annotation, molecular function: protein heterodimerization activity. The coding region runs from base 197 to 3916 and encodes 1239 amino acids. The record is from RefSeq and is a predicted model, not a curated record. The transcript has 14 exons. Lineage: Eukaryota; Metazoa; Arthropoda; Insecta; Coleoptera; Brentidae.
UUUACAACCGGACCGUUCGUUCGAAAUUACAUGACAAAUACGCGGGAAGGGUUCGAACGGACGAAAAGUGUAUUUCCCCAAACGUAAAACGGGUUCCUAACAGUGUCCCCGACGAAUAUUACGCGAUGUGUUCAAAACGUCAGACAAUGGUGGACAGUGGACGACAAGUUCUAGACAUUGGAAUGCGGUAGGAGCGAUGGCCCAGCAAAAUGGGCACGAGUCGCCGGCGGGCUGGGAGUUGGCUCCACGGUGGACCGGGGUGGAUCAUUUUACGGGGCCCCUUAACCCUCUCUGCAUCACUGAUGCCAACCACGAAAUACUUAGGCCCAAACCAAGAAGGUUGUCUAGUAAUUCGAAAACCGAGCUAAGCAGCUUCGAUCAUCAUUCGGAGUCCAACGACACUGCUGAUCAUGCCAAGAAAGAUCACACUCCCGCGUCUGGCCAAUCGGACCACCAGACUUCCUCUAAUGAAAGAAUGGUGUCACCAAAAAGAAAGGUCGAGCAUUUUCAGCACCUGUUCGUCGCCAACAACGUGAAAACCUCCACGUUUAAUGAAGGUAAUCCUUCGAGAGGUACCAACAGCAACCUGAGCAAUACCAACGCAUUCACAUGUUCACCCUCCUCGAUCAACAUGGUACCCGAACGGGAUACUGGCCCCAACAAGGUGCCAGCGGUAAGCAAUCUACGCCUCGCUCAGAACCAGUUGGUCUGCAAAUUUAAUUCGGCUGAUGAGCACCGCGUUAUAUCGUCCAGAAGGCAUCAUCAUGUGAGCGUGCAAGAACUUCGCAUGCAGUGCAGCAACAGCUCAUCUGACGAGAACAGAUCUUCCGGUCACGCCAGCAUGUCCGACACCGGCAACAGCAGCUCCCCUAGGGGUUUGGGACCGGGACCGGACAGAUUGAACGCUGGAGUACUGGCCAAAACAUCCAGGACCAAAAUGGCCGCUCAGCAUGGCAGGUCGAGACACCGCGCGACCCCUGCUAGGUUGCAGGCCCCUUGGUCAGGGAACGGUGGUCUCGAAGACAUCAAGCAAGCUCUUCAGCAGCUGACGAUGAGGUCGCACACUUCUACCAGUACGUACUCCAGUGUCAGCGCUGGGUCCGAGAGUUCUGAACCGGCAAUUCGGCGACUGAUGAGACACUCGUCACUUGAAACGAUAAACACCAAUAUAACUAGUGCGGACGAGUUCGUUUGGGUCGACUCGCACAACAGAUUAGUGGAGCUUCAACAUCUGCCCUGGACGAACCACUGCAUCCUACGAGUCCUGCAGUCGGGACGUUGCAAGGACCACAUGUCCAGGGUGAGCGUCGAAACCAUUCCCCGUCUCUCUUACCUUCUUCAGCGCGCUCUGGUGAGAAUCGGCCGCGAAACUCAACGUCUUGCCUCUACGCUGGGCGUCUGCACCAAACACGACGUCACCGUGUCCUUUAGGAUAGUGUUGUGUCCUCCGUUGGCCGAUUCCUGCGUCAAAGCCUGCCUGAGGGCGUCUGCCAUGCUGGCUGUCUCCAGUGACUGCACCAAACAGAGCAAGAGCUCCAGAGCUGGACUGCACUUGCAAGUGGGCAGGUUUCACAGGUGGAUGACUGACGUCAACCUAGCGAGGUUUAUCCAUGAGUACGCUGCGGUCUAUCUCUGUGCCGGAAUCGAAAAUCUGCUGGAGGAGAUCCUGUUGCAGUGUCUGCCCAGCGAUUCCGAUGUAAAACUCACCGCGACCCUAUUGGAGCACGCCAUUGCCAACAAUGGUGACUUGUGGGGCUUGUUACAGCCUUACGCUCACUUAAACGCAGGUCGCAUCGCGUCUGGAGCCCUGGCCUUGCCUAGAUGGGCGUCCGUGAGCAGUUUAGGGAGCACCGGGAAAGAUUGCGAGCGUACUUCCGGUCCUCCCGAACCUUCUUUGAUGACUACGUGCGUCGGUUCUUUGAAGGAGCUGCAGGAUCUGAUAGGUCGUAUGAAACCGAGGAUACCCCUUUGUCCGAAAGCGGUCAGGACUUUGUUUUAUUUUAUGAGGUGUUCUCAGCUCGAGCACGGGGACCAGUCAAGCGGACACGCUGUCCAAGAGCUGUGCUACGAACGGGCUUACGUGGUGUUGCCCCCUCUAGUAGAGUGGUUGCGAGUGGCAACUGCGCACGGAGAGCAUCGGUUCGCUGCCGUCUUGGACAAGGAUGACAUCAUGCAAGCCGCCAGGCUCCUCCUACCCGGGGUCGAUUGUCCUGUUAGGUCGUUAGGGGAGGAAGCGGUAAGGGUAAGGAAGAAUACAGGCAACGAAGAAGACCACCUGGAGGCUACCAAACAAAUUCAGAUCGAGUUGGCUUUUCGUUUAAUGCUCACCGGACGUCCGGAAUUGAUCCAACAGUCCGCAGCGUUGCUACCGUCCUCGACGAAACUGGACACUUUAAACCCCCAAGGUCACACGGCUCUGAUGCUGGCCGCCAUUCAUAAUGACGACGUCGCCCUCAUUGCGCUUCUAGACGCGGGCGCCGCUUUGGACGUUGAGACCCCGCCCCCAAUGCCCCCCUUAUACUCGGCAGUCAACGGGGAAAACCAACAUUGGACAGCGUUGACGUACGCCGCCGCAAAAGGUUACACGCUCUGUGCUCGCAUCCUGCUGGAACGGGGAGCGAACGUUGAGGGCGGGGCUGGGCCUAGCGAGGAAAAAAUUACUCUUACACCUCUGCAGGUGGCCUGCGGAAGCGGCAACGUCGACAUGGUAGCGUUGCUGUGCGGUCAUGGGGCGCAACCCUUUUUUUCCACUCAAAUUAAGGACGCGCCGAGCUACACAGCAUCGACUCAGAGGGGAUGCUUCAGCCCCAUAUCAGUGGCGGCCGCGCACGGUCAUCGCCCGGUGCUGCAGAAGCUGCUCGCUCAACCUGUAGCCCCGGUUAAUAAGGAAGUGCUUUCUCUUGAGGAGAUGCUGGCGGAAGGUACCCCCAAGUCCAGCACGGUACCAAGCAAUCCUCCCCAAUUCACCAAGAUCCAGGUGAAGGCGUUACAGGAAGCCAUGUAUCACAGUGCCGAAAAUAAUCACCUUGACAUUACCGUCGAAAUACGAACUCUAGGAGUACCAUGGACUCUGCACUGCUGGAUGCACUCCUUGGCGGCUGCUCACGAGACCCGACUCGACUGCGUCAUCGACCAACUGUUACAGGACUUUCUGCAGGUGUGUCCAGACGAUUACAGCCCGCAGUUCGUGUUGGAAUGUCUCCCUUUGCUCUUUAACAUAUUCAGAUACAGUAAGAAAGAAGGUACGACAUUGCUGCUUGCCGACAUAUUCUCGACGUGUUACGGCUGGGAACCGAUAAAAUCGGUACAGGAAUGUUCACCGGGAACCUCGUCUGGAUCCAGAAUAGACACCAAGUACGUCAACAAUCCAGAAUUGAGCGAUGUGACUUUUAGAGUUGAGGGUCGACUGUUUUACGCACACAAAAUAGUACUGGUUACGGCCAGUCCACGUUUGAGGGCGAUGCUGAGCUCGAAACUAUGCGAAGGCGGAUUGCCAAUCGUCCAAAUCAACGACAUAAGGUACCAUAUAUUUCAGACCGUGAUGCAGUUCCUAUAUCAGGGCGGUUGUCAAGCCCUUGAACCUACAAACGAUGACAUACUGGAACUGAUGGCCGCGGCGAAUUUCUUCCAGCUGAAAGGCUUGUUGCAGUACUGUGAGAGCAGGUGCGCCGCGACGGUCGCGUUGGACAACGUCGUCUCCAUGUACAUUCACGCUAAGGUGUACAACGCUGCUCAGCUGUUGGAGUACUGUCAGGGAUUCCUGCUGCAGAACAUGGUCGCCCUGCUGACGUACGACGAUUCUGUCAAGAGGUUACUAUUCGCUAAGAAGUUGCCGAAUCACGACGUGCUUGGUGGCUUGUUGGUGACGCUUCAAAAGAGGAUCAAAGACAGGCGCAGCCAAGUCGGGAAGAGCUAGGUGUAGGGGUGUGUGUGUGAAAGUGUUGGUGCUGCGAUAUGGUUGCUCAACGGUUUUUUCAUGUAGACUUUUUCCCUACUUGUUACGGCUUGAUAUUUGUCGAAAUAUA